Abrus precatorius (Indian licorice) is the source of this 885-nucleotide messenger RNA. RefSeq names its product photosystem I reaction center subunit V, chloroplastic. The transcript has a single exon. Gene Ontology annotation, cellular component: chloroplast thylakoid membrane; photosystem I. The coding region runs from base 113 to 604 and encodes 163 amino acids. Gene Ontology annotation, biological process: photosynthesis. The record is from RefSeq and is a predicted model, not a curated record. Lineage: Eukaryota; Viridiplantae; Streptophyta; Magnoliopsida; Fabales; Fabaceae.
ACAUGAUCCCAUCUCAUAUAUGCUUCUAGCUACCUACUCCUUCAUUCUCCACUGCACAAUUCUCUUAUCCUAGUUAUCUAAUAGUAUCACACUUGCUUCAACACACCCAAAAAUGGCAGCUUCAGCAUCAUCCAUGAUAUCAACUCCAGCCUUAUCUCCCACCAUCCAAAAGCACCAAAACCAUCAUUUGAAACCAUCCAAUGUGUGCUUUCAGGGUCUUAGACCCCUCACAAGGUCCACAAUCUCAACCAAAGUGAGGACUUUCACUCCCAACAAAAGGGUUGCUCGUGGUGUUGUGAGAGCUGAACUCAACUCAGCUCUUGUGAUAAGCCUCAGCACUGGGCUAUCCCUCUUUUUGGGAAGGUUUGUGUUCUUCAACUUCCAAAGAGAAAAUGUUGCAAAGCAAGUUCCUGAGCAGAAUGGACUAACACACUUUGAGGCUGGUGACACACGUGCCAAGGAGUAUGUUAGCCUCCUCAAAUCCAAUGACCCUGUUGGCUUCAACAUUGUUGAUGUCUUGGCUUGGGGUUCCAUUGGCCAUGUUGUUGCUUACUAUAUUUUAGCCACCACUAGCAAUGGCUAUGACCCCAAAUUCUUUGGUUAAUUAUGUUCCACCACUAUGUUCCUUGAUUUCUCUUUAUCUUUCUUUUGUAGUCUGUAAUGUCAUGUAUAGUUUCCUUGUAAGAUCCAGCCACUUCAGCUUAUGCUAAUUUGGUUUGAAUAUAUAGCAGCUGCUAUGGUUAAUGCAAAACUGGGCUUCUCUAUCUAUAUGUUCAAUUCUGUUAAUUUUGUUUUGCUGUUUCUUUUUUCUUUUGUUAUGAAAUAAAUUUUGUAAUUUCUGAGUAAAAUCAUUGGUUUCAGAAAUUAGCCAACAAGGUUACGUGA